GGCUUCAUUCUAGUUCCCUUUAAAAGUUUCCGACCCACUCUCAUCUCUCUUAACACAUCGCCCGCCGCCAAACCAGCCUCGUCUUCCUCUUCCCUUUUUUAUUAUCGAAACCACUUGUGACCAUUAUCGUCAAUCUAUUUCUCUCUGGUUUUCUGUUUUAUCCCACACCAUUAAAACCGCUCUUCUCAACUCUCCUAUUACCUCCCCUUUUUUAUUAUAUUUAUUAUUUAUGGGGUUAGGGUUUCUAGUCGAAGGUAAUGUCGCAGAAAACCUAUUUCUGUCUCUAUAAAUUGCAGGAAUUUUCUUUGGAGUGACUUUCCAGGUGAACCAAGGCUUGAUUCUUUUAUUUUCCCGAUAUAUAUUGGACAAAUGACGACUGCAGAAGCAGCAGCAGCCAAUCUUGGCCCGCGGUAUGCACCGGAUGAUCCUACUCUUCCGAAACCUUGGAAGGGGCUGAUUGAUGGAACAACUGGCCUCCUUUAUUACUGGAAUCCUGAGAACAAUGUCACCCAAUACGAAAGGCCAACCAUUUUGCCUCCACCCCUGCCACCGGGACCUCCUCCUGCAGUUUCCACACCUAAGCUAACUCCAAUUUCUGUUGCCCACUCCGCACAACCUAAUGGUGCGGUGGCACAGAUGAGCCAGGUGCAAGUUGUCCAGGGUGCAAAACAGCUGGGGCAGCAAAUGAGCCAAUUAGCUCAACAGCAAGGACAAAUAGUUGGGCAGCAACAGGGUUCAAUGGUAGCUCAGGUUACGGAUCAGCAGGGUGCACAACAACCAGGUCCACAAAUGGGACAGCAGGGGCAGUUUAUCCCGCAGCAACAUAGGCCACAGGCAAUGCAGCACCCAAAUCAGCAAAUGGUGUCUCAAAUUGGGCAGCAGACAAUGCAGCAUCAAAACUCACAAAUGGCACAACCACAAGGACAACAAUAUGCACAUCAGCAUUUGCAGUAUAUGGCAUAUCAACAAAGUGUGCUUCCACAGGGCCAACAAAGUUCUCAGCAGCUCGCUCCUCAUGGUGCACAACACCAGGGUCAGCAGUAUCCAAAUCGAGAAGAUUAUAAAGCAGCAGUUCCGAAAAAGGAGGAUGUUGAUUUUCAGCUAGGGAACCAAACUGGGUUUUCUCCUGCUCAAUUUCAACAGAUGGGCACAUCUUCUCAGAACCACUCUGCUGGAACUAAUUCAGUUCAGACUCCACCGGCAGGUUUAUAUUCAGGUCAACAACAGCAGUUUACAGGCUCCUCUGUCAAUAUGCAACAGCCAACCUCUAUGACUCAUUCACAGCAAACUGGAACAGAUUUGGUUCAGCGGCAGCAGGGUCAUAGGUUUCAGAAUCAGAUGGGCCCAUCCGUUUUACAGGCUAGUAUGCCUCCUCCUGGUUUAAAUACUGGUUAUGAAGAUAAACUACACGGCAGAUCUGGAAAUGAUUACUACUUUAGUGGUAGCAAAGAUGGGCAAAUGAUGGGUCCACAGCAGCCAUCUCUUUCUGCUAUACCCAUGGAGACAAGGAUGAGUGGUCUGCCACAUCAAAAUGUGCUUGGUCAUGGUGGGGGAUUUAAUGCUAUUGGAGGUCAUGCGGUGCAUAACAUGUAUGGUCAUGCUGGUCCACCUUAUCCCAAUAAUGCCUUGAUGAGGCCUCCAUUUGUUGCAUCUGCAGAUGCUAAUCAUCUGUCUCCAGCUGAUGCAUAUCGUAAGCAGCAUGAAGUCACAGCAACGGGAGACAACGUUCCAGCACCAUUCAUAAGAUUUGAAGAUACUGGUUUCCCUCCAGAGAUACUGAGAGAGAUUCAUUCUGCUGGUUUUUCCUCUCCCACUCCAAUACAAGCACAAACAUGGCCCAUUGCACUACAAAGUCGGGACAUUGUGGCUAUUGCUAAAACUGGUUCUGGUAAAACAUUGGGCUACUUGAUUCCCGCUUUCAUGCUUUUGAGGCAACGGCAUAACAACCCUCUGAAUGGCCCAACAGUGUUGGUUUUGGCUCCAACUCGCGAGCUUGCUACACAAAUACAGGAAGAGGCCAUAAAAUUUGGCCGAUCUUCAAGAGUCUCUUGCACGUGUUUGUAUGGUGGGGCUCCAAAGGCUAAUCAAUUGAAAGAGUUAGAUCGAGGAGCUGAUAUUGUAGUGGCAACUCCUGGUCGGCUAAAUGACAUCCUUGAAAUGAAGAAAAUUGAGUUUGGACAGGUGUCACUCCUUGUUCUUGAUGAAGCAGAUCGAAUGCUUGACAUGGGUUUUGAGCCCCAGAUUCGCAAGAUUGUUAAUGAGAUACCUCCUCGCAGACAAACUCUGAUGUACACUGCAACAUGGCCCAAGGAGGUUAGAAAAAUAGCAGGUGACCUCCUUGUCAAUCCUGUCCAGGUGAACAUUGGCAGUGUUGAUGAGCUUGCUGCCAAUAAGUCUAUCACCCAGUAUGUUGAGGUUGUUCCCCAGAUGGAGAAGGAGAGGCGCCUGGAGCAGAUUCUCCAAGCUCAAGAGCGCGGUUCAAAGGUUAUUAUUUUUUGCUCCACUAAGAGGUUGUGUGACCAGCUUGCUCGUAGUCUUGGACGCAACUUUGGAGCUGUUGCUUUCCAUGGAGAUAAAUCUCAAAAUGAAAGGGACUGGGUGUUGAGUCAGUUCCGAACUGGGAAAUCCCCCAUAUUGGUUGCCACUGAUGUUGCUGCUCGUGGGCUUGACAUCAAAGAUAUAAGGGUGGUUAUCAAUUUUGAUUUCCCUACCGGCAUUGAGGACUAUGUUCACCGAAUUGGAAGGACUGGAAGAGCUGGUGCAACUGGGGUGUCGUUCACCUUUUUCUCUGAGCAGGACUGGAAGUAUGCCCCUGACUUGAUUCAAGUUCUGGAGAGAGCUAACCAGCAUGUGCCUCCUGAGGUGCGAGAGAUAGCUUCUCGUGGUGGGCCUGGUUUUGGGAAGGAUCGAGGUGGAAUGAAUAGAUUUAAUUCUCCUAGUGGUAGUGGUGGGCGUUGGGAUUCUGGAGGCCGUGGUGGAAUGAGGGAUGGAGGCUUUGGUGGCCGUGGUGGAAUGAGGGAUGGGGGCUUUGGUGGGCGUGGUGGCAUGAGAGAUGGUUUUGGCGGUCGUGGUGGUAUGAGGGAUAGUGGCUUUGGUGGUCCUGGAGGGAGAGGUGACCCAUUUUCUGGACGUGGAAACCGAGGAGGACGUGGAUUUGGUGGCCCUGCUGGUGGUCAUGUUGGUUGGGGCAGGAAUGAGAGAAGCUUGCAUGAUCAAUAUAAUAAUUUUGACGGGCGAGGACGUGGUCGUGGACGAGGACGGGGACGAUUUGAUAACAGAAGAGGCAUUGGUGAUAGAAGUAGAGGCAGAAGCUAUAGCCGAAGUCCUGACAUGGUUCGAACUUGGCGCCGUAGCCGUAGCCGUAGCCGUAGCCGCAGUGGGAGUCGGAGUUGGAGUAGGAGUAGUAGGAGUAGGAGUCGAAGCAGAAGCAGAAGCAGGAGCUGGUCACGUGGUCGUAGCCGCAGCUACAGCCGUAGUCCUGGUCGAGGGCGGAGCCGAAGCCAUAGCCAUGGCCGCCGCAGUCGAAGCCGUAGUCACAGCUAUGAGCGGAAGGAUGUUGCAAAGCGGGCAUUUGAUUCUCCUCCUGCUUCCAACGAACAUAACUUGCAACAGAAGGAUGUUGCGAAGCGAGCAUUUGAUUCUCCUCCUCCUCCCAACAAACAGAACUUAGAGCAGAAGGAUGUUGCAAAGCAGGCAUUUGAUUCACCUGGUGCACAAGGCAAUUCAGUGCCAGAAAAUAAUUCUAUAGAACCGUUACAAACAGUCGGAAUUUCUGAGCUACCUCAAGGAGAGGAGGGUGCAGGCAAAGUGCAUGAAUCAGUGACUGAGCCAUAAGUUCUGUUUUUGCAGCUUGGCAUUUUAGCUGACCCCAACUUAUGUUGGCGCCUGCUUCCUAUAGUGAUGGUGCGGCUAAUGUUUUUAAGAUGAGGUUUGGAAUGGUGAAAAAUCUUAAUCAAACCAGCUGACACUAGUACUACAUGCUGCUGCCGUUUGGAGUUUCUGUUUUAGAAUUAUCACCAACAAUAGAGAUGUUUUGGUAUAUGGUAUCGGAGGGCCCCUUUAAGCCUUCGCCAUUUAUAUACUUGGUGGUUAAUGUUGUGGGAUGCAGUAUCAUGUUAUUAGAUGAACUUUGCCUUAAUUCUUUUGGAUUUAAACAUAUAUAUAACUGCAUCAUGAAUUUGUAAUAUUUUUAAAAUAUAUUUUGAAAUUUCUUGUUGCUCUAUGAUAUAAACCAACUUCAACUAA
Messenger RNA from Gossypium raimondii (Peruvian cotton), 4245 nucleotides. Its product is annotated as DEAD-box ATP-dependent RNA helicase 46. The transcript is spliced from 8 exons. The record is from RefSeq and is a predicted model, not a curated record. The coding region runs from base 370 to 3834 and encodes 1154 amino acids. Gene Ontology annotation, molecular function: ATP binding; RNA helicase activity; protein binding. Lineage: Eukaryota; Viridiplantae; Streptophyta; Magnoliopsida; Malvales; Malvaceae. Gene Ontology annotation, cellular component: nucleus; ribonucleoprotein complex; cytoplasm.